UUUUUUUUUUGUGAUAAAGAAGGCUCAUGAGCGAUGGCUACAUAAUUGACAGCGGAAAUGAUUUGGGUCACGGUGCACGGCGGCAAGAACGAACGCGGGUGGAAAGAAUACAGAAAGAGACGAGAAGAAUGGGGAGGUAGAAAGAGAGCGCGAACCGGAUCUGCAUCGGACUCGGACAACAGAAUUCUUCCCUCUUUCGAACCGAGAGAGCAAUUUUCGUGGAAUCAGGAGGGAAUGGAGAGAUUGCCGGAGGAGCUGUGCCUCAGGAUCUUCCACCUCUUGGAUCACCGAACUCUAGCAACAACUCUCCAAGUUUGCAGAAAGUGGAGGAAAUUAGGCUCUGACAAUGCCCUGUGGAGCAGCCUAUUCAAGAAACGAUGGGGAGAAGACAGUGCUGCAUUCUAUGCACCACAAGAUUCCAGAACUUGGAAAGAUGUCUACAUAGUGCAAGAUCGAUGCAACAGAUAUGGAUUGGGUUUGAAGAUUAUUAGAGAAGGAGUCGACUACUAUCUCAUUCAUCAAGGUGAGAUCCAACGAUACCUAGGCUCUUGUAAGCGUCAAGCUAGCUGGGACAACGGAGGGCUGCUCCAAGGCAAGCUAGAACAGCAGCGCCUGGAGAUCUCUGAUAAGAUGCUGUUCUUUAUCGGGGAUCUGGAAGCUGCUUGUGCUGAUGCCAAGCAUGUUAGAAUGUGAAGUUGCCAAUAGUGAAACAUAAGAGUACUGUAUGUCAUCAUUGUGUGGCUAUUGUUUGUAUACAUGCAUGAUUGGUUCCAUCAGUUAAUAAUCCAAUCUAUGCAUUCAUAUUUGACGCUUCUGUGGAUAUUUUCUGACUAUAUUUCUCAGUUCACCUAUGCCAGAGCAUGUUCUAAUUCAGAAACAAAUAGCAAAUUCCAUCCAAUAGGUGGGGAAAUAUAUUCAUGGCUUAUAGAAGCCUA
Elaeis guineensis (African oil palm) is the source of this 935-nucleotide messenger RNA. Lineage: Eukaryota; Viridiplantae; Streptophyta; Magnoliopsida; Arecales; Arecaceae. The record is from RefSeq and is a predicted model, not a curated record.